Glycine soja is the source of this 3977-nucleotide messenger RNA. RefSeq names its product auxin response factor 5-like. Gene Ontology annotation, biological process: regulation of DNA-templated transcription; response to hormone. The transcript is spliced from 14 exons. The record is from RefSeq and is a predicted model, not a curated record. Bases 804 to 3596 code for a protein of 930 amino acids. NCBI's taxonomy places the organism in Eukaryota, Viridiplantae, Streptophyta, Magnoliopsida, Fabales, Fabaceae. Gene Ontology annotation, cellular component: nucleus. Gene Ontology annotation, molecular function: protein binding; DNA binding.
UAGCGCUGCAUAUCCUGAGCUAAGAUGAGGUUGAUAGUGUAUUGUUUUCGUGUUGUAAUAGACUAGCUCCACUUUUUCUGAUUUUCAUUUAAUACAAGUAUACUGCUAGUUUCUUUGUUUUGGUCUUAAUUAUUUAAAUGAUAUAAAUAGCUUAAAGCUGCAAUGGGUAGGACUUGGUAGCAUGCACACUACUUCUUGCUGUUUGAAGCAAAGAGAAAGAGAGAGAAGGGACAAGGAGGUUUUGGUUUUUGGCAUUGGUGCUUGUGCUUGAGAAACGGAAAAGAAAGCAAGAAAGAAAGAAGGGAACAGUGACAGCGCCAGUGUGAUGAGUGGUUUCACUGAAAGGUUGGUUUCUUUUCAAGGUAGAAAAGAAGAAAAAAAAAAAAAGCACAAGUGUAGUACUCAAACUCAAAACCAAUAAUACAAAGCACUCACUCAUGCUUAGGUCCGCGUGCUUUGAUGCAAACUUUGUGUCAAGCCCCACCCUUUGAAACAAAAGAUCUGCACUUGUGCCUUUUUUCACAGGUUUUGGUCUGCUUUUCAGUUUUGAGCUUGCUUGGUUAGAUUCUUUUGUUUUCUCAGAGAACAACAACAACACAUGAGAUGAGAUUCUUCUCGUAUUGAAAACGUGGACCCUUUUCUUCUCUUUUUCUUCUUUCUAAUGGGAUGGUGAGGGAAAGGAGAGUUUUUUUUUUUGGUGGGGAUGUUGCAACUUGUUGUGAAUUGAAGACGUAGAAACACAGGUUCCUCUUUGUGGUUUUAAGUUGAAGGCGUAGAGAGUGGUGAAGACAUAGGAAUAGGAUAUGAUGGCUUCCGUGGAAGAAAAGAUUAAAACUGGAGGAGGAAUGAUUGUUGGUGGUCAAACUCUUGCUGCUGAGAUGAAACUGUUGAAAGAAAUGCAGGAACAUUCUGGGGUCAGAAAGACUUUGAAUUCAGAGUUAUGGCAUGCUUGUGCAGGCCCUCUUGUGUCAUUACCCCAGGUUGGGAGCCUUGUGUUUUACUUCCCUCAGGGACAUAGUGAGCAGGUGGCAGCUUCUACUAGAAGAACAGCAACAUCACAGAUUCCAAACUACCCCAAUCUUCCAUAUCAGUUGCUGUGUCAAGUUCAAAAUGUCACACUUCAUGCAGACAAGGAGACAGAUGAAAUCUAUGCUCAAAUGACUUUGCAACCACUGAAUUCUGAAAGAGAAGUCUUUCCCAUAUCCGACUUUGGGCACAAGCACAGUAAACAUCCCAGUGAGUUCUUCUGCAAAACUUUGACUGCUAGUGACACGAGCACGCACGGUGGCUUUUCGGUUCCACGCAGAGCUGCAGAGAAACUCUUUCCUCCAUUGGACUACACAAUUCAACCCCCGACUCAAGAGCUUGUUGUUCGAGAUUUGCAUGAUAAUACCUGGACAUUUAGACAUAUAUACAGAGGUCAACCAAAGAGACACCUUCUCACAACAGGAUGGAGUUUGUUUGUAGGCUCAAAAAGGCUUAGAGCUGGUGAUUCUGUUCUUUUCAUCAGGGAUGAGAGAUCACAAUUGCGAGUUGGCGUUAGGCGUGUCAAUCGUCAGCAGACAACACUGCCAUCAUCAGUACUUUCUGCUGAUAGCAUGCACAUUGGUGUGCUUGCUGCUGCAGCUCAUGCUGCUGCAAAUCGAAGUCCAUUCACUAUUUUCUACAAUCCAAGAGCAUGCCCCUCAGAAUUUGUUAUUCCUCUGGCCAAAUACAGAAAAUCUGUAUUUGGGACUCAGGUCUCAGUUGGCAUGAGAUUUGGCAUGAUGUUUGAGACAGAAGAAUCGGGUAAGCGCAGAUAUAUGGGUACAAUAGUUGGUAUCAGUGAUGUGGAUCCUUUAAGGUGGCCUGGUUCUAAAUGGCGAAAUAUUCAGGUGGAGUGGGAUGAGCCAGGGUGUGGUGAUAAGCAGAACAGAGUUAGUGUGUGGGAGAUUGAGACUCCUGAAAGCCUUUUUAUCUUUCCUUCUUUGACUUCAGGUCUAAAACGGCCAUUACCAUCUGGUCUUUUGGAAAAUGAGUGGGGAACUUUGUUAAGAAGACCCUUUAUAAGAGUUCCAGAAAAUGGAACCAUGGAGCUCUCAAACUCAAUUCCAAAUCUCUACUCAGAACACAUGAUGAGAAUGCUUUUGAAACCCCAGCUGAUUAACAAUAAUGGAGCUUUUUUAUCUGCCAUGCAACAAGAAUCUGCUGCUACAAGAGGCCCCUUGCAAGAGAUGAAGACCACACUUGCAGCAGAAAACCAAAUGCCACUUAAAAAUCUACAUCCUCAUUCUAUCCCUGACCAACCUAAUGCCUUAAACAUGCAAUCACUGUUGAAAAACGACCAACCUGAAAAAUUGCACCCUCUUGGCAAAAUUGAUAAUCAUCUGUCUUCUGGGAUAGUUAUUGACAAGCCAAAAUCAGAAUCUGAGGUAUUACCUGAUCAUGUGAUUGACUACCCUUCCAUGGAAGGGUGCAACAUCGAAAAGGUGGCAGCAAAUCCUGUUAACCAGCAAGGUCUAGCAAACCAAUUGCCAUUCCAUAAUCAAAACCAGAGUCCACUACUCCCUCAAUCUAGUCCAUGGCCUAUGCCACCUCAGAUAGAAUCGUCCAUGCCCCAUCCUCAAAUGAUUGAUAUGGUUCAAGCUGAUUCUGCUAUGGUAAAUGGCCUGUUUCCUCAGCUUGACAUCAAUGAAUGGAUGUCAUAUGCUUCUUCCCAACCUUUUGCUGGGCAGAACAGACCAACUGGACCUUUGUCUGACUUGCAAGAACAUACCUCACUUCAGCCUCAAGUAGUGAAUCCCCCUUUACCUUCAAUGAACAAUGAAGUGUGGGAUCAUUAUGUCAAGAACUUGAAGUUCUUAUCUCAAGCAGACCAGCUAACAUCCAUUUGUCAGCCGGGGCUGUAUGGCCUCAAUGGCAUACCAAGCUCAAACAAUUUGAGGGAUCUUUCAGCUGAGAGCAACAACCAAAGUGAGAUUUGUGUCAAUGUUGAUGCUAGCAACAGCGUAGGCACCACUGUGGUUGAUCCUUCUACUUCAAGCACCAUUUUGGAUGAGUUUUGCACAAUGAAGGACAGAGAAUUUCAAAAUCCUCAAGAUUGCAUGGUGGGCAACUUGAGUUCAAGCCAGGAUGUCCAGUCUCAGAUAACUUCAGCAAGUCUAACUGAAUCACAUGCCUUUCCUCUUAGAGACAUCCCUGACAACUCAGGUGGCACUUCUUCAAGCCAUGUUGAUUUUGAUGAAAGCAGCUUCCUGCAGAAUAACUCGUGGCAGCAAGUACCUGCGCCCAUCCGAACUUACACAAAGGUGCAAAAGGCAGGUUCUGUAGGAAGAUCAAUUGAUGUGACUACUUUCAAGAACUACGAGGAGUUGAUCCGUGCAAUUGAAUGCAUGUUUGGACUCGAUGGUCUGCUGAAUGACACUAAAUGUUCAGGAUGGAAAUUGGUCUAUGUAGAUUAUGAGAGUGAUGUUCUACUUGUUGGUGAUGAUCCUUGGGAAGAAUUUGUGGGCUGUGUCCGCUGCAUAAGAAUUUUAUCACCUUCAGAAGUUCAGCAGAUGAGUGAAGAGGGGAUGAAGCUUCUAAACAGUGGGGCUUUGCAAGGGAUGAAUGUUUGAAUAUUAGGCGGUGGCUGCAUACAAUGUCUCACUAAGCCUUGCUUUGCGAUGUUCUUGUAUAAGGUUAACCUCAAAUGGCUUUAUCGUCCAAUGUUUGAAAAGCAAAGGCAUAUGUUGUGGAAGAAGUCAGGAUUAUUGACUUGGGUGUCAUGUGAUGUAUUAUUAUUAACUAAAGGACACUCGUUAUUUGAAACAUUUCUUAAGGUAUGGAGCAAACCUUGGAGAUGGAAGAGUUUAAGUUUUAUUAUCACUUAUCAAAAGUUCUAAGAUGAUGUUCCAAUGAGUCAAGGGUGUUGCAUACCUUAUGUUGUAAGACAUUCUUGCUGGCAAGAGGAAAUAUUAUGAUUUAUUAUUAAUACGCAUUGGGGGCUUUCCAAAUAA